This is a messenger RNA of Delphinapterus leucas (beluga whale), 1976 nucleotides long. It is a transcript of the gene INPP1, whose product is annotated as inositol polyphosphate-1-phosphatase. The record is from RefSeq and is a predicted model, not a curated record. Lineage: Eukaryota; Metazoa; Chordata; Mammalia; Artiodactyla; Monodontidae. Gene Ontology annotation, molecular function: inositol-1,4-bisphosphate 1-phosphatase activity. Gene Ontology annotation, biological process: phosphatidylinositol phosphate biosynthetic process.
UUCCUGGCACUCCCCUCUGAAUCAUCACGCUCCACUUGCGACGCUGCAGACUCCGGGCUCCUGCAAGCAGGCGUGGGAUGCCGCCGUUCGCCCCGGGAGCCUCGAGGCGUCACCGCGCGUUUCCACGCAGUGGUCCGGGGGGAAACAAGAGGGCGGCGGCCUGGCGAAUGCUGCGGUCUGCGAUCCAGGGAGAGCGUGGCCGCGCGCCGCACGGCUGCGCCUCGCCCUCCGAUGACCACCGCCCUCUGGUUGAGCCUGCGGCCAGACGCUCGGCGCCCCUCGGCUAGCCUCCCACGCCCGGCCACCUCCUCCUCCGCCUUUUCCUCCUCCUCCUCCCCCGCCUCUUCCGUUUUCUGGAGGGAAAGGCUGCAGCCUCCUUCUGGGCUCCGCAUCCCGGCUUAGGUAAUACGCUUUCCUCUUUACGCCCCCCUCUCCUCGGCGCCACAGCCUCCCUUCCUGCUCGGAUCCGGGUCCCCGGGCUGGGCGACCAGCACGCACCCAUCGCCUCUCCGGAAGGUAGCUGACGGCCUGGAGGGUGGGUGCCGAUUCCACCAGACGCUGCAACUGAAAAGCCAGGUUCAGAAAUGUCAGGUAUCCUCCGGGAGCUGCUCUGUGUCUCUGAGAAAGCUGCCAACAUUGCCCGGGCGUGCAGGCAACAGGAAGCCCUCUUCCAGCUGCUGAUAGAAGAAAAGAAAGAGGGAGAAAAGAACAAGAAGUUUGCAGUUGAUUUCAAGACCCUGGCUGAUGUACUGGUACAGGAAGUUAUAAAACAGAAUAUGGAGAACAAGUUUCCAGGCUUGGGGAAAAAAAUUUUUGGAGAAGAAUCCAAUGAGUUUACAAAUGAUUUGGGGGAAAAGAUUAUCAUGAGACUGUGUCCAACAGAGGAAGAAACAGUAGAUCUUCUCAACAAAGUCCUUAAUGGUAACAAGUUGGCAUCUGAAGCGUUAGCCAAGGUUGUACAUCAGGACGUUGUCAUUAGUGACCCAGCUCUGGAUGCGAUAGAGAUCAACAUUCCACAGGACACUUUGGGAGUUUGGGUGGAUCCUAUAGAUUCAACUUAUCAGUAUAUAAAAGGUUCUGCUGACAUUAAAUCCAACCAAGGAAUCUUCCCCAGUGGACUUCAGUGUGUCACUAUUUUAAUUGGUGUCUAUGACAUACAGACAGGGGUGCCCCUGAUGGGAGUCAUCAACCAACCUUUUGUAUCACAAGACCUAAACACCCUCAGGUGGAAAGGACAGUGCUACUGGGGCCUUUCUUACAUGGGGACCAAUAUCCAUUCAUUUCUGCCUCCCGUCUCUACAAGAAACAGCAGUGAAACGCAGAGCCAAGUGACCCAAAACCCCAGCUCUGAGGCGGAAUACUCCCACCCGUUCUCAGCUGUCAUUAGUACCAGUGAAAAGGAGACCAUCAAGGCCGCACUGUCACGUGUGUGUGGAGAGCGCAUAUUCCGGGCAGCUGGGGCUGGUUACAAGAGCCUCUGUGUUGUCCUCGGCCUUGUUGACAUUUACAUCUUCUCAGAAGAUACCACGUUCAAGUGGGACUCUUGUGCUGCCCACGCCAUCCUCAGGGCCAUGGGUGGGGGAAUGGUGGACUUAAAAGAGUGCUUGGAAAGAAACCCCAACUCGGGGCUUGACUUGCCACAGUUGGUGUACCACGUGGGAAACAGAGGCGCUGCUGGAGUGGACCAGUGGGCCAACAAGGGAGGACUGAUCGCUUACAGAUCAAAGAAGCAGCUGGAGACAUUCCUGAGCCUCCUCCUCCGACACCUUGCGCCUGUGGAUGCACAUACAUAGACGAGCUCCAUCCUCAGGGACUCGAAACCCAGCUGUGAACCUAGUUUCCACCUCUCUAUCUUUUGAAGACAGCUUUGUCCUAUCGACAGUCAAAGUUCACCUUCCUCUUUUGAGGAGCAUUUUUCCAUUAUGUGUUCAUAAUGUUAAUGUCAAUAAAUGACUGAUAUUCAUGCCGCAGUUAAA